AUGGCACUCCCCUACGUAACAGCGGUCACAACGAUGUCGGGAGCCGAAGACAGGCCAGUGAUAGUCGGCCUUUAUGGUAUCUCUGGGUGUGGAAAGACAACACUCAUCGAACGCUUGAAGAAGAAUCUGGGCGAGAGAGAUUUUGCCUUCUUCGACGGCUCUCAAAUACUCAGUUCACUGGUCCGUGGAGGACUGGCCGCUUUUCAGCAGAAGCCCGACGCUGAGAAGGCUGUCUAUCGCGAGAUUGCCAUUCAACACAUCGCAGCAGUGUGCCAGUCGAGUCGGAAAGUAGGCGUUGUCGCUGGUCACCUUACCCUCUGGACAGGCAGUAGUACCAUGGAGGUGCACACACAGGCCGACCUUGAAACAUACACCCACAUUCUGUACCUCGACACACCUGCCGAGACCAUCGCUGAGUACCGUCUGAAUGACAUGAAUCGGAACCGCCCUGAAAUGAGCGUUGCCGACUUGCGCAGGUGGCAGUGGAGCGACAAGUCAAGAGCAAAGACUCUUUGCCGUCAUCACGGCAUCAUGUUCUUCACCCAACAUGCUCCUGCGGAAGAUGGAUUUGCCCGCGUCGCAAUGCUGAUUAGAGACAUCCGAGAUCACUCCGAGGAGGAGAACCUACGCCGAGCACUUUCCCGGUUGGACGAUAUCAUGGCACCUUCAGCGGAUAAAAUCGAAACUGUCUUAGUCUUCGACGCGGACAAGACUUUGGCGUCCAUGGAUACCGGGGCAAGAUUUUGGGGUGAACACCUGAAGAUGGGAGAGGACGGCAGCAACAGGCUGAAGCAAUACUUUGGUCAUGAAGCCUGGGGUUACUCAUACAAGGCUUUCCGCCAAGCCACUUGGCUGUACGAGGAGAUUCCAGAGCCCGUGUUUGAGCGAAUCUGUGAAGUCAUCUCCAGGGAAGUGGUCUUGCACCCUGAACUGGCAAACCUUCUCAAACAGGUUGGAAGUCUGACACACGUUCGGGCGGUGGUCGUCACUUGUGGUAUCAAACGCAUCUGGGAAAUGGUACUGCAGAGAAGGUCCUUGACCCACGUCGACAUCAUCGGCGGCGGCCGAAUCUCAGACGGUUUGGUUGUUACCCCCAAGAUCAAAGCAGCCAUUGUCGAGCGCCUCCGGAAGCACUUUGCAACACAGGUGUACGCUUUUGGCGACAGCGAGGUGGAUAUCCCCAUGCUGGUGGCAGCUGAUCAUGCCUUGGUCGUGACGGGAGAUGUUGAAACAAGGAGCAAGAGCAUGGACCAGGCUCUACUGAAUGCUGUCCGCGACGGUCUGCGCCCAAGACAGAUCCUCCUGCCGGCAGGCUCACGCCCCAGACUGGCCGAAGGCUUGACCCCUGUUGUCGAAAUGGACGCUGCCUUCGCCACCAGCAUAUUGGCUCGACGUUCGAACGCUUCCAAGCUCGGCCGCGUCCACGCAACUGACUCGAUGGCAGCAAAGCUUCUCAUGACGCCGAUGAGGGACGCGGGUGUUGCUGGACCAGGGCUGCGGGAGGCACAUCGAAGGGCAGGAUGGUGGAUAGCAACACAGCACGUAUCUGAGAUGAUCGGCUGCGAGGAAUUCGGAAUCGCUCAUGUUCAGAAAUACCGGACCGAGGGAUACCGGCUCCACGAUGAGGAGAAGACGGUCAUUGUUGCCUUGAUGCGCGGAGGAGAGCCGAUGGCCUUGGGCGUCAGCGAGGCCUUUCCAGCUGCCAUGUUCGUUCACGCGAACACGCCAGAAGACCUCAAGGAGCAACACAUCAAAGGCCGGGGCACUGUUCUUCUUGUGGAUUCUGUUGUGAACAGUGGCAAGACCGUUGUUGACUUCAUCGAGCACGUUCGGAAAAUCAACAAGACUGUGCGCAUUGUGGUCGUUGCCGGCGUCAUCCAGGCCAGAUUUUUCAACAAGCCUCCUGCACACGUACAAGCCGAUCGGGAUGUCGGCUUUGUCGCGAUGCGUCUGUCUGAGAAUGAGUUCAAGGGAAAGGGGCAAACAGACACUGGAAACCGUUUGUUCAACACCACACAGCUUGACUAG
Diaporthe citri is the source of this 2028-nucleotide messenger RNA. RefSeq lists its product as uncharacterized. The record is from RefSeq and is a predicted model, not a curated record. Gene Ontology annotation, molecular function: ATP hydrolysis activity; magnesium ion binding. NCBI's taxonomy places the organism in Eukaryota, Fungi, Ascomycota, Sordariomycetes, Diaporthales, Diaporthaceae. The coding region runs from base 1 to 2028 and encodes 675 amino acids. The transcript has a single exon. Gene Ontology annotation, biological process: L-serine biosynthetic process; dephosphorylation. Gene Ontology annotation, cellular component: cytoplasm.